AUGGAAGCGCAUCACGCUUCGCUAGGCCGGCGAACGUUGGAGGAGAUAAGACAAAAGAGAGCAGCGGAGAGAUUAAGCAAAGCUUCAUCUGGUCCAGAUCUAACCAAAGUUUCAAUCUCUAAUGAUAAUGUUGGAAUCAGAAAAUCUGAUAGUGGAAAUCGACUCUCCGAGACGGAUGUGAGUGGUUUAGUAUCUCAGCUGAAAGACCUACAGAAAAGGAAUGCACAUUUGGAGGAAAGCAACAGCAUCUUAUCCUUAAAGCUCCAAACAAAGGAUGUUGAGAAUGAAACGCUUCAGAAGCGAUUAAAUGAUCUGGAACAAAAUACUGUACCAUCUUUAAGAAAAGCACUUAAGGACGUAGCUAUGGAGAAAGAUGCAGCAGUUGUUUCACGGGAGGACCUUUCAGCCCAGCUUCGCACACUUAAGAAACGUCUAAAGGAAGCUGAAGAAGAACAAUACAGAGCUGAGGAAGACGCAGCAGCCUUGAGAGCGGAGUUAAACACAAUGCAGCAACAAGCUAUGACUAAUCAAUUUGGCGGAAUAAGCUCUAUAAGCAUUUCACACGAUCAAGUGCAAAGCUUGGAAAAGGAAUUGACUGGCUUAAAAACAGAAUUGCAGCAAGUGUCGUUAUUGAGGCAACAAGAGCAAAAACGAUUACUGGAGGAGCAAGCCCGGAUUUCUUCCCUCACGUCUGAAAAGCAGGAGUUGGUUGAGAAACUUGCAGCUCUAUCCAGAAUGGUCUCAGAAGUAUCAGAAAAGGGGGUCCCUAAGGCCUUUACAGUGGAAGAGAAGGAGAAACUUGAGAGGCAGUUGCAUGAUAUGGCUGUAGCAGUUGAGCGGUUGGAAAGUAGUAGACAGAAACUUCUAAUGGAGAUUGAUUCCCAAUCUUCAGAGAUAGAGAAGCUUUUUGAGGAAAACUCUAUUCUUUCAUCUUCUUGUCAAGAGGCCACAAGCAUAGCAAAACAGUGGGAGAAUCAGUUGAAGGACUGUCUUAAGCAAAAUGAAGAACUUCGUGCAAUUCUUGAUAAGUUGAGAACAGAACAGGUUAGUGUUCUGUCAAAUGAUAGGGAAAUCCUGAGAGGCUCAGCUGAAAAACACAUAGAUGGUGUAACCGAGACUGGUUCACAAGCAUAUGCAACUGAAAUUUUCUCGCUCAAGGGCCAACUUGCUAAAGAACAGAGCAGGGCAGAAGCAUUAACAGCAGAGGUCAUGCAGCUAUCAGCAAAACUGCAACAAGCCACACAGGCAUAUAAUGGUCUCGCACGCCUCUAUAAGCCAGUGCUUCGGAACAUUGAGAGCAGCCUCAUCAAAAUGAAGCGAGAUAGCUCUAUGGUUGUGCAGUGA
Messenger RNA from Dovyalis caffra, 1344 nucleotides. NCBI's taxonomy places the organism in Eukaryota, Viridiplantae, Streptophyta, Magnoliopsida, Malpighiales, Salicaceae. The record is from the annotation of a GenBank genome assembly.